Molecule: messenger RNA, 3350 nt
Organism: Amphiprion ocellaris (clown anemonefish)
Lineage: Eukaryota; Metazoa; Chordata; Actinopteri; Pomacentridae
Gene: olfml2ba
Product: olfactomedin-like 2Ba
Exons: 8
Coding region: 245-2908 (887 amino acids)
Biological process (GO): signal transduction
Source: RefSeq, a predicted model, not a curated record
CCGCAGCAGCAGCAGCAGAUGCCAGCUGUUCUCCCGCAGACUGCACGGACUUUCUGGACCCAGAACACAUUCGUUGUCUAACUGUCUGAAGAUGAAAUCGCGCUGUGAAGCUGAAUCUGUCCAUUAGAAUCCAUUUUAAUGCACUUCUGACACUUUAGAAUAUAGAAGCAGGAUAUGAGAUUUUCUUGCAGCUGAACUGACUGGUGACAGUCUGCUUUCUCUGCUCUGCUCUGGGAGCCUCAGCAUGUAUAAACUAUGGAUUGUGGUCGUGAUGUGCUGUGCUCUUUUUCACUGGGGCUCUGCAGCGCCACAGUCAGCGGGUGCAGAGCCCAGACCUCGACCUGAAAGCAGGGCAGAGGAAAAUGACACGCUGGAAGAGGAGCUAGAAGGUCAGGAGAGCAUCCUGUCGAAGCUGCUGGGUGAUUAUGACAAAGUGAAAGCCCUCUCAGAAGGCUCUGACUGUCGGUGUAAAUGUGUUGUCAGACCCCUGAGCAGGAGCGCCUGUCGGCGGAUAGAAGAAGGAAGCGCCGCUGCGCAGGACUUCUACACCGUGGAGACGAUCACCUCUGGACCGGAGUGCAAGUGCGCCUGCAUCGCUCCUCCGUCAGCGGUGAACCCGUGCGAGGGAGAGUUCAGGCUAAAAAGACUUAGGGAGGCUGGAAAAGAGAAUGUCAAGCUGUCCACCAUCCUGGAGCUGCUGGAGGGUUCCUUCUAUGGGAUGGAUCUGCUGAAGCUUCACUCCGUCACCAAUAAGCUCCUGGACAGAGUGGAGAACAUCGAAAAGGUGGUGUCCUCGAAUCACGCCGUGGACGAGGUGAAGCCCCAGGAGAGGCCUCCCAUCCAGGCAGAUGUGACUCAGAGGCCACCAACUCCACUUCCACGACAGCAUCAGGAGGAGAAAAAACUCAGUGAGGUCGGCAGAGCUGCAGCAUUUCAAAACCCAGAGGAACAGUAUGAAGGGAGGUUUAUUACGGAAAAACCACCCUUCCUACAGACAGAUGGCUCCGGUCAGAUCAUUGAGGUCAGGCAUCAGGUGACUCCCAAAAAUGUGGCUAACAAGGAGGCUUCUCAGGUGUCGAAGGCUGGCCCCAAUGGGAUGAUCAUCAGAGGGAUGACUUUUUAUAAAUCUGAGCCAGAUCCAAUGGUCGCAGAUGAUGGGGAGCCUGGAGAGAACUUUUUUGAGUAUCAUGGAUUCAGUGGCGACGGCCCGGUCAACCUCUUCAUUGAGGAGAAUCUUCUUCAGCACAGAGCUCCUCGACCCAGGAUGAGAGCAGGACCAAGAAUGUUUCGACCCAAGUCAACGGGUCCUCUGCAGGACUCUAAGAAAACCAACCAGGCAGCAAAAACAAAAGAAACUGAGCCCACCCUGAAAUCUCAUGAGCUGAGUGACCCAUCCCCAACUACUAGUGUCACUUCUGGACCAAUUACUACAGCAUAUAAAAAGAGGACGGCAAACACUGAGCCUCCUACUACUCAAAGAGUUGCUGAAAUCACAGAGACACCAAUCCUUCAGGUGGUUGAACCAGCCACCACUUCUUCUGUAAGUGUCACCCCCAAGGAAACAACCGAAACUACACCAAACACAACUCAACCCUUAGAAAGUAAAGCCACAAAGGAAACUCUACUACCCAUCACAACAAGAAAUACACCCACUGAUGUGAUGGAAACCUCUACCCUGGAACUAAAAGACCAAAUGCAAACCUCACCUGGCAGUGCUUCAGCUAGUAAAAGCUCUCUUCCACUAAAUCCAACAACAGCAGCUCAAACUACCAACCCAGUGUCUACUACGACCAUCACGACCCACGCUGGUCCGACAUCUGCACCAAUGCAUCCCACAACAGCUUCCACAGCAGCGACCACUCAGGCAGCUUUUACAACACCACAAGAACACACCGAGUCCGCCUACUUCUCAGGCUCAGCUUGGCUUACUACCACUUUGCCUCCUGACACAACCACAGCUGAAACAACUACUUCUUCAGCCACCACCUCGACCAGACAGGCUGCACAAGUCAAACGGAAGUACAAAAUCAGCUGGGAGGAGGAACAAGGGGAGGAGCCACACCUGGAAUCAGACGAGCCGAUGCAAAAGCAGGAAGAAUCAGCUCUAAGGAAAUCUGGGGAAUGUAAGGACACUUUGGCAACCAUCUCUGAACCAGUAACUCACAACACCUACGGCAGGGACGAGGGAGCCUGGAUGAAAGAUCCAAAAUCUGAUAAUGACAAAAUUUACGUCACAAACUACUAUUAUGGAAACAACCUUUUGGAGUUCCGCAACCUGGAGGUUUUCAAACAAGGCCGAUUCACCAACUCCUACAAGCUUCCCUACAACUGGAUCGGCACCGGCCACGUGGUCUACGACGGCGCCUUCUUCUACAACCGAGCCUUCUCCCGAGAUAUCAUCAAGUUCGACCUGCGGCAGCGUUACGUGGCUGCCUGGACGAUGCUGCACGACGCCCUGUUUGAGGAGUCAUCGUCGCCGUGGGAGUGGCGCAGUCACUCGCACAUCGACUUCGCCGUGGACGAGAGCGGCCUGUGGAUCAUCUACCCGGCGCUGGACGACGAGGGCUUCCUGCAGGAGGUGGUCGUCUUGAGUCGACUGAACCCGUCGGACCUCAGCAUGCAGAGAGAGACCACGUGGAGAACCGGGCUCAGGAGGAACUACUUCGGGAACUGCUUCAUCGUGUGCGGCGUCCUGUACGCUGUUGACAGCUACAGCCAAAGGGACGCCAACCUGGAAUACGCCUUCGACACGCACACGAGUACUCAGAUGAUCCCCAGGAUGCCCUUCAUUAACAACUACACCUACACCACGCAGAUUGACUAUAAUCCCAAAGAGGGAGUUUUGUACGCGUGGGACAACGGACAUCAAGUCACGUACAACAUCAAGCUCGCCUACGUAGACCCCUAGUGAGGGUUCCACAGUCCCUUUUUAGUUUUAAUUCUGUGGUUUUCAAUGGAUUGUAGAUCAGUCCACGUGGCCUUCGGUUUGGAGAUAAAUUGGGGCCAAAUGUGCAAACAUACUUCAGUAUAUUGUGUUUAAAUGGUUCUUCUCAGUAUUUUUUUAUUUGUACCGAAAAUGAAUGAGCCUGAUUCCUCAGUCAACACAUCAAGUUGUACUGUAUAUAUUGUAAUGCUGUUAAGAAAAAAAGAAGCUCAGAAUAAUCAAGACGCAUAGAAUUCAUAAAAGCUUACACUUUGAAACAAUCCCAUGUUUCUGUUUAAUGCACACUAUUUUGUAUAUUUCUUGCCAUCAUAUCCCACGGGUCCUUUGUCAUGUGAAAGCACUUAUUCUCUCCAUAUCAGCCUGUUCUAAGGAGACUGCAAUAAAGUUUGGAAACACUAACAGAAAA